AUGGCAGCCAGAACAGGUAAAUUAGAUUUCCUCAAAUUUUACUUCUACAAUGACUUGGAGGACUAUCCAAAUAGUACUUUCCUUUAUGAUGAGGAUUAUAACGAUGAAGUCUGCGACACAACCAGCGUUGUUGAAUUUGCCUCUGUCGUGACACCUGCCUUCUUCUCUAUGGUGAUUACUCUGAGUCUGGCUGGCAACAUCCUGGUCCUUGUCAUCCUGGCCAAGUAUGAGAACCUCAAGUCUCUCACGAACAUCUUUAUCCUGAAUCUGGCAAUAUCUGACCUGGUGUUUACCUUUGGCCUGCCCUUCUGGGCAUCGUACCACAUCUGGGGCUGGACUUUUGGCUGGAUCCUCUGCAAGACCGUCAACUUUGUCUUCUACACAGGGUUCUACAGCAGCAUUUUGUUCCUGACCGUCAUGACCUUCCACCGCUACCUGGCUGUGGUAUACCCUCUGUCCGACCAUGGCUCCCAGAGGGGCUGCUAUGGAGUCACGGUCUCCCUUGUCAUCUGGAUGGUCAGUUUUGGGGUGGCCGUCCCAGCUCUGAUCUUCAGCUCUGUCCAGAAUCACGUCCACGACAAAGGCUACCGUUUGUAUUGUGAAUACAAUGAUCUGAAUUGGAGGAAUGUGAGCAGUUACCAACAGAUGGUCUUCUUUUUGGGUGCUUUUAUGGUGAUGGGUUUCUGCUAUAUAAUGAUUUUGAAAACAGUCUUCAGGUCAAGGUCACACAUGCGAACUAGAACGGUGAAGCUGAUUUUCAGUAUAGUGGCAGUGUUCUUCUUAGGCUGGGCACCCUACAAUGUGGUGAUAUUGCUGAUGUUGUUAACAAAGAAUAAUACUUGUGAUAGCAACAAAAUACUUGACUAUGGGCUCUCUGUGUGUCGACUUAUUGCUUUCUCUCACUGCUGUCUUAAUCCUGUCUUCUAUGCAUUUGUUGGGACUAAGUUCAGAAAACACUUGCAGAGUAUUCUGCAGAAAUGUUUCCAUCGCAGAAGCACCAUGGAGGCACAACAGAACAGACCAGCCAUCAUUCCCUCGAUGGGAUCAAUGUACUAGUGGUUCCUGAAGUUUCAGAGCAGCAUGAAGUGAACAGACGCUUCAUCUGUUUCCGAGCUUCAGCUGGGAUUCUACUGCCCCCUACUGUGCCAACG
Messenger RNA from Esox lucius (northern pike), 1151 nucleotides. RefSeq names its product chemokine (C motif) receptor 1a, duplicate 1 (gene xcr1a.1). Bases 1 to 1056 code for a protein of 351 amino acids. The record is from RefSeq and is a predicted model, not a curated record. The transcript has 3 exons. Gene Ontology annotation, biological process: chemotaxis; G protein-coupled receptor signaling pathway; immune response. Gene Ontology annotation, molecular function: chemokine receptor activity. Gene Ontology annotation, cellular component: membrane. NCBI's taxonomy places the organism in Eukaryota, Metazoa, Chordata, Actinopteri, Esociformes, Esocidae.